AUCAACUGCAAGCAAAACGCAGCGUUUCGCUUCGGAUGGAAUCUGCUGCUGCAAUUGCAAGCAAACGAGUAGUAGGAAGUGCGUUUCUGGUAGGAUCGAAGCAAAAGUCUGUGGCUUAAGUAGAAAACGGUGUCGUCGAUGUGGAUCAAUAUUAUCAGCGGAUAAAUUACACAACCGUACAAUCAUAGUAGUGAGGUGGGGGUCGUACAAUAGGCUACGUUGCAGUGCAAGCAUCCCCGGCGGCAUCUGGGAGGGAGAUAUUAUUGCUGUGGUUUGCUGGUUUUACCGGGAACGACACGGCGUGGGUUAACUAAGCUAUUUGACAACCUCCUGGGCGCAUCCUAAUUCGAAACUGCUUGGACUAUCUCACGCAAUACAGUAGCCAAAUGGCAGAUAACCUGAGUGAAGCGUUGAAGAAGCUGAAGCUGGCUUCAGCAGACAGUGCCACGGACAGUGUGGACAGCUGUCUGGACUGCCUGCUCAAAGCCCUGGCCCACAACAAUGCUGAAGCCAGUGAGAAGAUCCAGGAGAUGGGCAUUCUCCCCCUGCUCCCUAAUCUGUUGGCCCCACAGUCCUCCUGCACGCCUAAAGUAGCCAACAUCAUAGCUGAAGUGGCCAAAAAUGAAUUCAUGCGGAGCCCCUGUGUGGAGGCUGGCCUUGUCCCCCCCCUGGUGCAGCUGCUCCACUCCAAGGACCAGGAGGUGCUGCUGCAGACGGGCCGCGCCCUGGGCAACAUCUGCUACGACAGCCAUGAGGGCAGGAGUGCAGUUGACCAAGCAGGAGGGGCUCAGAUAGUAGCUGGACACAUAAAGUCACUGUCCCAAAAUACUGACCUGGACAAUGGGAAGCUCUUGACUGUCUUUUGUGGCAUGCUGAUGAACUAUAGCAAUGAUAAUGACUCCUUGCAGGCCCAGCUGAUCAAUAUGGGAGUCAUCCCCACCCUGGUUAAGCUACUGGGCUUCCAUUCCCACAAUACGGCUCUUACAGAGAUGUGCCUCAUUGCCUUCGGAAACCUUGCUGAGCUUGAGUCCAGUAAGGAGCAGUUUGCCUCCACCAACAUUGCUGAAGAGCUUGUGCGUCUGUUCCAGAAGCAGACUGAGCAUGAGAAGAAAGAGAUGAUCUUUGAGGUCCUGGCUCCACUCGCCGAGAAUGACGUCAUCAAGCUCCAGCUGGUGGAGGCGGGCCUGGUGGAGUGUCUGCUGGAUGUGGUGGCCCACACCGUGGACGGGGAGCGGGAGGAGGACGUGGCCCAGCUCAAGACGGCCUCCGACCUGAUGGUGUUGCUGCUACUGGGAGAUGAGUCGAUGCAGAAACUAUUUGAGGGGGGCAAGGGCAGCGUCUUUCAGAGGGUCUUGUCCUGGGUGCCAUCCCAUAAUCAUCAACUGCAGCUGGCAGGGGCACUGGCUAUCGCCAACUUUGCCCGCAAUGAUGGUAACUGCAUCCACAUGGUGGAAUCUGGCAUCGUUCAGAAGCUUCUGGAACUUCUGGAUCGCCACGUGGAGGAGGGCAACGUCACAGUGCAGCACGCCGCACUCAGUGCCCUGCGCAACCUGGCCAUACCCGUGGUGAACAAGGCUAAGAUGCUGUCGGCGGGCGUGUCUGACACCGUGUUGAAGUUCCUCCCAUCAGAGAUGCCUCCGGUUCAGUUCAAACUGCUGGGGACGUUACGCAUGCUCAUCGACACGCAAGCGGAUGCCGCAGACCAGCUGGGGACCAACGCGAAGCUGGUGGAGCGUCUGGUGGAGUGGUGUGAAGCCAAAGACCACGCAGGGGUCAUGGGGGAGUCGAACAGGCUCCUGUCUGCCCUCAUCCGUCACAGCAAGUCCAAGGACGUCGUAAAGACCGUCAUCCAGGGGGCCGGCGUGAAACACUUGGUAACCAUGGCGACGAGCGAACACAUGAUCAUGCAGAACGAGGCGCUGGUCGCUCUGGGCCUCAUCGCCAGUUUGGACCUGGCGGGGGGCGAAAAAGACUUUGUCGGAGCCGGUCUGGUGCAGGUGCUCCACAAGCUGCUGUCGGACGAGAGGAGUGCGCCGGAGAUCAAAUACAACUCUAUGAUCAUCAUCUGCGCCGUCCUGGGCUCAGAGCCUCUCCAAAAAGAGGUGCAGGACCUGGCCUUCAUCGACGUGGUGUCCAAGCUGCGGUCGCACGAGAACAAAACGGUGUCCCACCAGGCGUCGCUCACAGAGCAGAGGCUAACAGCACAGAGCUAAAGGACUCUUAACUCCCUGCACCCCCAACACCUGCCCGGGUAGCCCGUUCCCUGCACCCCGCCCCCCGCCACACUCCCUACCUCUGUGUCCCAUUGUCACGUGCCAAGGUAUCCUGUCCCUGUCAGCAGCCAGCCCCCCCCCCCCCUUGCCUUACGCCCCCAACCCCCCCCCCUAAUUCCGCAUGCAUACUCCGCUCCCAACAAGCAGCUUCACCCCUAUUGAUAACAAAGCGUCCACAGACAGCCUUUUCUUUCCGCGGUAGAUAGACAUGCAAAGAGAACACUUUUUAUGAUGACCAUAGCUGUGAAACCUGUUCACUUACUCAUCGAGAAACAUUACAGCAUAACAAAAGAACAGGGGGAGAAAAAACUAAAAAAAAAACAGCCAGUCGAGGUGGUUUGAAAACCAACUAAGCAGCCAUGUGCUCGUGCUGCGUCAUAACCCCCGGGUCCCGUUUCAGCUUGAGCACCGAGUUGAAGACGACAGGCCUUGUGUAGUCCGGUUGAUGGUGUAUUCGUAUUCAUUUUGACCCUACUGCGUACCCAGAAACACAGCCCUGGGCCGAUCGAACAGAGCUGAUAUAGAGUUUAACUGUAUAUUGUAGUUAAACUGGAGUUUGAAAGGAGCUGGCUUGGUAAUAAUCCCAAGCCAAUUCUCUCUCUUCCCUUCACUUUGAUACAAACCCACUAAACUGCCACCGAAUGUCCUACACAAACUGUUCUAUCAGGGGCGUUUACAGACGGUGAAAACGGUGCAGAAAGGUCAGAUAUGCCUAAUGCAGAACAGAUACUGUAUGGUCGUCCAGCAGAAUCGGGGCGUCGUGUGAAUCUUUUGUUACAUUUCUAUCUGCAAAGUUGUAAACGUUUCACCCCAACUGAACAAAGCCCCAGGCAGGUGUUCCUCGUGCAGAGUCCAGUCUGACAUGAAGGAAUCCUGGGUUGGAUAUAAGUUACAUUAAAGUAAACAGUAACACGGUCACCUCCUGUUGUUUGUGUGCGUGUCAACAACCCACCAGGUGUGGACUGUAAGUGUGGACGUAUUUGUUGCCUUUGAGUCGGAAGUGCCAGGAAAAUCCACUGAGGGGGUACCAGUUUGUCUAUUUCGGGUAGGCAGAAGUAGAGCUGCGCGCAUCUCAGAAGAUUCCUUUGUCAGAAAGAAAGUUAUUCACCACUUCUCUGCGCACUGAGAGAGCUAAUCACCUAUGUAGCGUGAUUGGGUAAAAAGACGACCUGAAACGCCCACCAUAGGCUUUGGCUGUCAUUCCACAUAGUCGCCAUGGUACCACGGACGGCCUCUCCUGUCAGAAAGGGCCGGUCCGGACAGCCAGAGAAGAUGACCCAUGUCUGUGUGUGGUACUAACUGCUCUGUGGUUUUUCCCAGGCCAGCUCUUUGUUUGCAUGUGUGGUUUCUAUCCCACUGGAAGUAUGGAGAACAUGCACAUUCCAGCAUAUUAGAUACUGUGUUAGGCGCCAUCCGGUGACCUUUUUUAUUUUAAAUAUAAAUUAUUUGUUUAUCAUCUUGUCUUUGUUCAUUUUUGUCAGGUAUGAAUGGUAAUUUAUCAGAUUUGUAACCUUACAAAGACACAAUCCAAUCAAGGCGUAACCACAAAUGAACUGCAUUAAGAUAUAAACAUAAAUGUUUGUUGUAAAUGUCAUUGAUGACAAGUUGUACAUUUGGAAGAUUGUAACUCAAACAUGAUUAAAGAUGAUUGCUGGCGAGAAUGUA
Esox lucius (northern pike) is the source of this 3938-nucleotide messenger RNA. RefSeq names its product RAP1, GTP-GDP dissociation stimulator 1 (gene rap1gds1). Bases 387 to 2213 code for a protein of 608 amino acids. NCBI's taxonomy places the organism in Eukaryota, Metazoa, Chordata, Actinopteri, Esociformes, Esocidae. Gene Ontology annotation, cellular component: cytosol. Gene Ontology annotation, molecular function: protein binding; guanyl-nucleotide exchange factor activity. Gene Ontology annotation, biological process: positive regulation of GTPase activity. The record is from RefSeq and is a predicted model, not a curated record. The transcript has 16 exons.